Messenger RNA from Colletotrichum orchidophilum, 516 nucleotides. Its product is annotated as HHE domain-containing protein. The record is from RefSeq and is a predicted model, not a curated record. NCBI's taxonomy places the organism in Eukaryota, Fungi, Ascomycota, Sordariomycetes, Glomerellales, Glomerellaceae. The transcript has 2 exons. Bases 1 to 516 code for a protein of 171 amino acids.
AUGACGAAACUCAGCGACGCGAUCAAGGAUGACCAUCGGAAAAUCGAGCAGGCCUAUCGAUAUAUCCUAACAUCAACCACUACUGAGGACAAAAUCCGAUGGAGAAACGAGCUCAGUCUCGAACUUGCAAGACAUUGCAUCAGCGAGGAACAGGUUCUUCUUCCUAUUCUCACAGAUCGACUAUCGGAUGGCGAGUCUCGCAGCUCCAAGAAUCAUACGGACCGGGAAAGCUUGAAGGAGAAAAUAUGCCGUCUCCAAGCUAUUCCGGUCGACGAUGUCAGCUUCGAAACCGAGUUGAAGGCUCUCUGGGUCGACAUGGCAGCCCAUGUUCGCGACACCGAUAAUCAGGACGUGGCACGUCUGGAAGAGUGUCUCACUAUGACCGAGUCCGAGGAGCUGGCCAGGCAAUUUCGGCUCACAAUGUCCAUGGCGCCAACGCGGAGUAACCCCUCGCCUGACCGUGGACCCCCGUCUCAGCAGAUCACGGACUUUCUCGCCACUAAAACCGGGCCUUGA